ACACAUCUACCUCUAUCUAGAACUUGUCUGUCUUUCUCUUUCUUUCUUAUUUGUCUAACAGGUACAGUCAAAGCUUUCCAAGAACUGGCUAACUCACAAGAAAUUCUGGCAGAAAUCACUGAACCAAAGCCACCAACAUCAUCAAGAAAGAACCAAGAAGUGGUUCUUGCUUUCUAUGAAGCCUUAAAGUCACGUGACGUGGACACGGUACACAAGAUCCUAGCCCACGAUCUUGAAUGGUGGUUCCAUGGCCCGCCGUCUCACCAGUUUCUGAUGCGCCUUCUCACUGGUGAACAAAAAGACAACGACGUGCCGUUCGAGUUCUCGCCUCUUUCCAUCACCUCUUUCGGAAACAUUGUGGUUGUUGAAGGGUGUGAUACCAGUCGUUCCAUUUCUUGGGUGCACGCUUGGACUGUUACGGAUGGGGUAAUUACCCAGGUUAGAGAGUACUUCAAUACCUCUCUUACUGUUACUCGUCUUGGAAACCAAUCACAGUCGUCUGAUUUUAAGUCCAAGUCAAAGUCAUCAUCAACGACUGAGAUUUCUCCUGUGCAUUGCCCAUCCGUCUGGGAGAGUAGUCUCUCCGACCGGAUCGGUAAGUCCGUUCCGGGUUUGGUUCUGGCUAUUUGAGUGGACUCUGAUCAGGUGCAUCCGGAAGUAUUGUAAUAUACUCGUGGUUUGGAAUAAAUAGGGUGCGCACGUGUGUUUUGUUUGUGAAGGAGAGAUGUGAAUCAUCGUCACUUGGGUCCUGUCUGGUUUGUUUUACUGGGCCUGGUUGUCGUUUUUCGUUUGGUUUUGAUUGUUACAGUUGUAAGAGUGAAAGUAGUUAGAGCCAGCCAAGAUGGGGAGACCUCUUUGGUUAACGCUAUAUGUCCCUGUUUUUCGGUAUUUUCAUUGCUCAAUAAAGAUGUGGUAUUGUGACGA
Populus trichocarpa (black cottonwood) is the source of this 924-nucleotide messenger RNA. Its product is annotated as wound-induced protein 1. NCBI's taxonomy places the organism in Eukaryota, Viridiplantae, Streptophyta, Magnoliopsida, Malpighiales, Salicaceae. Bases 274 to 630 code for a protein of 118 amino acids. The record is from RefSeq and is a predicted model, not a curated record. The transcript has a single exon.